This is a messenger RNA of Bradysia coprophila, 1201 nucleotides long. Its product is annotated as retinol dehydrogenase 13 pseudogene. Lineage: Eukaryota; Metazoa; Arthropoda; Insecta; Diptera; Sciaridae. The record is from RefSeq and is a predicted model, not a curated record.
UAAUGUAGUAACUGUGACUGGAGGCACGAUUUGUCUUAUUUAUGGAUUGAUUAUGUUGGGAUGGUUGAUAAGCCGCAUAGCUCAAGGAAAGCAAUUUACAAAGGAUGUACGGGCAGAAAACAAAGUAGUAAUUGUUACUGGAUCUAGUGGAGGUAUUGGUAAGGAAACCGCUCUAGAUCUUGCCUCACGUGGAGCCACAGUGUACAUGGCUUGUCGAGACAUGCAGAAAUGUGAUGAAGCUAGAUUGCAAAUAAUUGAAAAAACGGGAAAUAGUAAAGUCUACGCAAGGAAAUUAGAUUUGGGAUCGUUGGAGUCAGUCAGAAAUUUUGUGAAAGAGUUUCUCGAAGAGGAGGACCGACUCGACAUUUUAAUAAACAAUGCGGGUGUUAUGAAUUUACCAAGGUGGGAGACUGAAGACGGAUUCGAAAUGCAACUUGGAGUUAAUCACAUGGGACAUUUCCUUCUUACCAACUUAUUACUGGAUACACUGAAAGCAUCAGCUCCGAGUCGGAUAGUCGUUGUAGCUAGUAGGGCUUAUUUAAUUGGUGUCAUCAGAAAAGACGAUUUGAAUAGCAAGAAAUCGUACAACAAAUACAAAGCAUAUUUUCAAAGUAAAUUAGCAAACGUUCUGUUCGCAAAGGAGCUGUCAAAACGCUUAGAAGGGACAAGAGUUACUUGUAAUAGUCUACAUCCCGGUGUUGUACAAACUGAACUUAUGCGAUACCAAUCGAUAGUCAGUAAACUAAUGAUUCCGUUUCGGAUAUUCCAAAAAAGUCCAAAGUCAGGAGCACAGACCCAAUUGAUGGUUGCAUUAGAUCCAGAUUUGGAGAAGGUGUCAGGAAAAUAUUUCGAUAAUUGUAAAAUGAAAGAAGAGGGCAAUGCAGCUAAAGACGACGAAACGGCUAAAUGGUUGUGGAACACAAGCGUUGAAUGGACUAAAAGUGAUCAGAGAUUUUAAAGUGAUUCCAAAAUAGGUUUUUAGCUUCUAAAUCGUUUUGUUCGUUCCAUGUGUUAUUCACUGCAAUAAGAGUACAGACUGUUCAAACUCUGUCUAACUUUUCGUCCAUUCAACAUUGCGCAAUGGCUCCCCUAGCUUUUUUUUGUUGACAACAUUGAUUGUAAAUUAUUAGUGGUUUAAAUUGUCGUUUUGCUUUUAACUUUGGAAUUAUAAGAAAAUCUUACUGCACGUAGUGUGAAUAAC